GGGACCUAGGCUGCCAGAGGAGCCACUCUGGAGAGUUGCAGGUUGCCUUGUGUCUACUGCGAAAAAAAUGCACAACCUAAAAGUUGAGAAUUAUGUUUUAUUUGGCAGACAAAACUGAGGACUUAAACCCAGGAUGCAGCCUCUCAGAUGCUCUGAGGGACUGCUCUGAAGAGAUAAGGGAGGAGCCAGGAUAUAUAGGAGUUUUUGCAAAGACCAGAUAGUCGGAACUUCAAAAGAUUACUGUUAAUGAAAGAAAAACAGAUAUCUCAAGAUGAUGAAUUUUCUGUGUAUGGGACGAGGUAAGAGUCUGGGCUCAUUGAUAUGCACCUUAGCUAUCUAGGGCCAGUGUCCUGUUCUUUCCCAUCCUGAGUCCCCUCUGGCAUCACCCGUGGCUUGAUAGCUGCAGCAUCCUUUAUUUACUGAUAAUGACAGGCAACAUUUUUUUCAUUCACACUUGGUAAGCAGUGGACAAAGGAGCAUAGCAAAGCUUGCGCUGGUCUUGAAGUCUCACUUCAAGUCUCACUUGAUGUUUCACUUCUUACAUUUCACUGGUCAAAACAAAGUCACCUGAGCAAGUCUGACUUCAAGAGAGAAGGGAGGGGCAGCAAAUCUUACAGAACAGUAAUACAGAAUACCACAAAGACCUUCCAUCAUCUGGUACCACCUAGUUUUUUCAGACUUCUUCCUACUACCUGGGACCAAAUCUUUCUGAAUUAGCUCAUACUCCUCACUGCCCCCUAAACAAUCUCUGAACUUUCCUCCCUCCAUGUCUUGCCUUUCCUCUAUGAGUUAUGCCCUUCCAUCAUUUGAUUGAUCAAUGUUUACUGGAACAUCUACUGUAUGCAAACCCCAGUUUUUAGUACUGUGCGUAAUGUGGAAGUGACUUUCUUUUUAAAUGUUAUCUUUCAAAAUCACAUAAAAAUCAUUUUUUCCAUUAAACCUUUCUUAAUUCCUUCAACCCAUACCAAAUUCUAUAAAUUUCUUCAAUAUAAACAGAUACAAUUGUCCACCUCUUUAGGACACAAAUGCUGUUGUACAGCAUUCUUCUAUGUGUUUUCUAGUUGAAUGUUUUGCUCCCCUGACCAGAUUAUAGACUCUGAGAGUAAGAGCAGCACUUUUUUAUGACCUCUGGAACCCUCAAAGCCUUGCAAAAGAGUAAGCACAGAGCAUUUAAUCCUUAUUUAUUUCAAUGCCUCAGCAGAAGGAACUGACUCAAACUUCAGGAAGUAGCUGUGAAGACAGGGUAGCAGGAAAUGACAGAAAACCUGAAUACGGAACUGAAGCAGCAGCUCAGAGUUUCUUGCUCUGAAGUGGCAGCAGCUAGAGAGGAGCCGAGUGUCUACUUGAGGAGCUGAGAGCUUAGAGCAAACGCUUGCGCGGUUGAAGAUGUGGAAGUCUGUAGUAGGUCAUGAUGUAUCUGUUUCCGUGGAGACCCAGGGUGAUGAUUGGGACACAGACCCUGACUUUGUGAAUGACAUCUCUGAGAAGGAACAACGGUGGGGAGCCAAGACCAUCGAGGGCUCUGGACGCACAGAGCACAUCAACAUUCACCAGCUGAGGAACAAAGUGUCAGAGGAGCAUAAUGUUCUCAAGAAGAAGGAGAUGGAAUCAGGGCCCAAAGCAUCCCACGGCUACGGAGGUCGGUUUGGGGUGGAAAGAGACCGAAUGGACAAGAGCGCUGUGGGCCAUGAGUAUGUUGCUGAGGUGGAGAAGCACUCUUCUCAGACUGAUGCUGCCAGAGGCUUUGGGGGCAAAUACGGAGUUGAGAAGGACAGGGCAGACAAGUCAGCUGUUGGCUUUGAUUACAAAGGAGAAGUGGAAAAACACACAUCUCAGAAAGAUUACUCUCGUGGCUUCGGUGGCCGUUAUGGGAUAGAGGAGGACAAACGGGACAAGGCAGCUCUGGGAUAUGACUACAAGGGAGAGACAGAGAAACACGAAUCCCAAAGAGAUUAUGCCAAGGGCUUUGGUGGUCAGUAUGGCAUCCAAAAGGACCGAGUGGAUAAGAGUGCUGUUGGUUUCAAUGAAAUGGAGGCCCCAACCACAGCUUAUAAGAAGACAACACCCAUAGAGGCUGCUUCCAGUGGCGCCCGUGGGCUGAAGGCAAAAUUUGAAUCCAUGGCUGAGGAAAAGAGGAAGCAGGAGGAAGAGGAGAAGGCACAACAGAUAGCCAGGCAGCAACAGGAGAGAAAGGCCUUGGUAAAGAUGAGCCAGGAGGCUAAGCCACCAGUGGCCACUAUGGAAGAGCCAGUGGUGUCAGCCCCAUUGCCCAAGAAAAUCUCCUCAGAGGCCUGGCCUCCAGCAGGGAGCUGUCUGUCAUCAGAGUGUGGGCCUGUGAGAACCAGUAGGGAACAACCAGUGCCUACCCAGCCCCCAAGGCAGAAUCCCCCAGAGGACAAUGAGGAGCCCCCAGCUCUGCCCCCCAGGACUCCAGAAGGCUUCCAGAUGGAGGAAGAGCCAGUGUAUGAAGAAGCACCUGAGCCUGAGCCCGAGCCUGAACCCGAGCCUGAACCCGAGAAUGACUAUGAAGAUGUUGGGGAAAUGGACAGACAUGAGCCGGAUGAGGAACCAGAGGGCGACUAUGAAGAUGUGCUCGAGCCUCAGGAUCCCUCUUUUUCCUCCACUCUGGCUGGAUCAUCAGGCUGCCCGGCUGGGGCUGGGGCUGGGAUCUCAGCUGUAGCCCUGUAUGAUUACCAAGGAGAGGGAAGUGAUGAGAUUUCCUUUGAUCCAGAUGACAUCAUCACUGACAUUGAGAUGGUGGACGAGGGCUGGUGGCGGGGACGUUGCCAUGGCCACUUUGGACUCUUCCCUGCAAAUUAUGUCACGCUCCUCCAGUAACUGUGGCUGUCUGUCUUCUGCACUGUGACUUCCCUUGUCCCAAGUGGCUCUGCCUCCACCCACUUUCCAUUUCUGCUGCAAGUGUCUGACAGGAUGUCAUGAGUUGCCUGAAGCUCUAGACAGACUUCCCUCUCCCUCUCCAUUAGGGUUUGGGGCAGAGACAGCAUGAGGAAGGAGGCCUCCUUCCCCUCGGUGUCCUGUCUAUCCUGGAUACCCUAGAUGAUCUCAGGGAUGUUUAUCUUGUAUCCUGCCUCCUUCCCCAUGAAUCCCCCCUCUAACACCCACCCACCCCCACUCUACCUUCCUUUGUUUGUAAACUCUGAGCUUCCUGGUUUGCUUACCUGGGAAGGUAUGUUUAUAUUUCCUGGUUGUGCUGUUUGCUUACUUUCCUUCUCUGCAGAAAUAUCUCUGAAUCUUCGCUCUGCUCAGUCCUAAAGUGGAAAUAAAGUGGGACCAUGGCUCACCUCUAUUCUGAGGUAAAUAGUACUUUUUAUGCAGCCCUCAAUGGUCCUGACUCUCAUGGCUCCAAUUCUCCUUCCAUCUUUCAGGGAUAUCCAGAAAACUGUCUCCUCCACUGCCCAUCACUCUGCACCCUGGGUGUCAAGGGCUUUGCCCUUUCCUUAGACUCUACUGAUACCCAGUCCAAAACAAGAUGGGCCUGGGGAAUGGCAGUAAGGUAGGGGAACAGGGACCAGGAAGGGUCCACGAUAAGACAGUUCAACUUCUGCUGGCUUCAGCAGUUGUGAGAGGCCAGCCACUUUCUGCCUGGGAGUAAUGACUACACUCUUUUAGUGCAUAAUGAUUCUUGAGGCAAAAGCACAAAUUAGGGGAAAGGAAGGAGGAAAAGAUUUAGCCAAGAAAAAAAUAAAGAAACAAUGAGGUGUUAAGAGGAUUUAGAGUGACAGUGGCCUCUACUAGAGAAAGUCUAGGCUUCCUUGUAGCUGGAUGAAUGAAAUCGAUGGUCAUGUAAGAAGGUAGAUUGAGGAAGCUCAUAAAGUUUCUGUGUGGUCCAGAGCUGAGGCUGCUGAUAGGAGAAGAAGUGAGGACCUUUGGAUGGCCAGUGAUAGGCAAAAAGCAAAUCACCAAGCAAAGUAUGGGGAUGAGGGAGAAUGAAAGGCCAGGACACGGUGAGUUUAUUCUAACCCCAGGCCAUUGGGCUCGGCAAGGUCCAGAAUAGGAGAUCCUAGGCAAAACCAAAAUCAAAUCGAAAUGAAAGUCAGGGAUUUGGUAUAGGGGAUCUUUGGUUGGUGGAAAAUAGAAGUCUGUGCUAUAACUGGUAUCUGAAGUUGGGUUCAGCUUUCAAAGAUGGAGAAGACAGUGGGAUCAAGGAAGAGCUAGGAUUGGUGUCUGAGACCCGUAGUUGCUGCAGGACUUUAUAAAGUUCAUUGGUGAGCUGUGCAUGUGCUUAGAGCACUGCAUCCCUCAGGCUCAUUCCUUGGCUUUUCUUCAAGACACACACACCUUUGUUUCCACAGCGACCUCUAUGCCAGUGAGUCACACAUCUGUCUCUACACCUCACUUAUAAGAUUCACCCAGUUAGACUUUCAGAGUGAAAAGCAGCUUUUAUUUCUGCCUAUAGAGACAUUGGGGUUUCCAGUGUAUAGAGGUAAGUCACACUAGAUAUACACAAUCUCAUUCUUCACUUCAGUUUGAUCUGACAUCACACAUAGAUCAGACUUUUGCAGUGGUUUUAUUCUUACAUCCAAGUUCCACCUUGCUUUUCACUUUUCCCUUCAUUAUAAGACAGAAACUUCUUUUCCAGAUCCUUAUAUUAUUAAGGCAAUAAAGUCCUUUCUGCCUCAGUUCUAUAGACCUCGCCCUCCACAUUCGGCUGAUCUCUACCUGGACUGACUUUCUUGGCGGUGAUUCUCUUCAAGGGCUCUGCUCGCAGACACCUCCCUGUCCAGGCUGUGUUCUUGGGUCCACAGUCCCCUUUCACUCUCCUUAGCUGCUUCUUAAUCUGAAGCCGUGUCUAGCCGUCUUGCCUCUCUCAGAUGAUGCUUGCUGCACGUGCUGCUCACUACAGCUUCAUCCCACUAAUCAAAUCAUUUGUCUACUCCACUGUCUCUCUAAAAGGCUUCCCUUUUUCUCCAAUUGCCCUCUCACCAUAAAAUGUGCUUGAUUGUGUAGGCCAGUGGAUACCUGCAAUACUCUGGUUUCCUGCGACAUAUACAAUUAGAUACCUUGUAAAAUGUGUUUGAUGAUGUUGAUCAGCUCAGUAUUGUGCUGAAGGCAGCAGCUGGGAAAGUAAAGUGUGCCUGGAAGGGUGGGGCCCACAGAGCAGUGCGGUUAGUCUCCUGAAUGCCCUCCCGAACCCUGGGCUGCCCAGAGUGUCAAGGAAGAGCCCUCUGCUCUCUUCCUUUCUCUGUACUUCUCAUCCAGCUCACGGUAGCCCCAGAUUUUCACCUCCCUUAGUCUACAGCUCCCCUUGCUUUCUUUUUCUAAUAAAAUAAGAAACCCAAAAUGGAUUUUCAGAAACUUCUUCCUCCAUAUAGGAAGGACUAGAUUCAAAACACAUGGAACUGAACCCUGGAUCGGUUCCUUUUCUCCCACUUCACUGCUUAGCUGUCGCAGUUAUUCAUCUUCACUGAAUAAAAUCUUAGCUCACACUCUAGUUAUAUUUUUUAGAAAAUGGCGCCUUAUAUACAAAUGUGAAAUAUAAACCAAACAAUAAGGAUUAGGAAAAAUAGAGUUACGUUACUGAAUAGUACCAAGUGGCACAUUAUAAUGGAAGAUAAGCAUACUUCUACUCUGGGAUUUGCUCUAAUGCCUUCUCAGGGGUGUCAUCUACUUCAUCUAUACCAGCUCUGGACCAUGUUCAGAGGGAAACCCAGGCAAUAACAAACAUUCAUAUUGACUAGACUCUUUUUUGUUGUCGUUGGUUAAAUUCUUUGUUCUCUGCUUCCCCACAAUGCCCAUCCUCCUUUUCCCUUCUUUCUCACUUGCUGAGGACUGCUAGGAAAAUGGCAUCAAUUAAGGAGAGAGGGUUAGGGUUAGGGCUAGGGCUAGGGUGAGGGUUAGGUUAGGGUUAAGAUAAAUAGUUCAACCUUCCUGGCUUCAGCUAUACCUGGAGAGCUGAUAGGAUAUACUUUUUGCACUGUGACCCAAGGACGUGAAGCCACACCAAACAAACCAGCUCCAUUUGGUUCCCAACUUAAAAUCAUCAUGUGUCUAAAACCUAUUUGGUAAAGAAAGAAGAGCUACAUGAAAUCAUGACCAUUGUAGAUAACUAUGUGAGAUAAGAAUCGGCUGUACUAAAAAGCUUAUCCUAAUUUACUGCCAUUGGCAUGUCAUUCUUUAGGGCAGUUGUUCUCAACCAGGAGUGGUUUUGCUCCCAGAGGAUUUUUAGCAAUGUCUGGAGACAUUUUUGGUUGUUAUAGCUGUAGGGGUGCUACUGGUAUCUAUUGGAUAGAGGUCAAGGAUGUUGCUAAACAUCCUACAACACAUAGGACAGUCCCUUAUGACAAAGAAUUAUCCAGUCUAAAAUGUCAGUAGUUCCAUGAAACCCUGCUUUAGGGGAUGCCAGUAUCUAUUGUGUAUUUUUAUUUUACUUUUGUUCUCAUAAGUUUUAACUAUUUGUUACCAAAACCCAGAAGUGUCACACAUUUUUGACAGAAUGCAGUCAUGGCCAGCAAUAGGUAAGAGCAAUUAUAGGGAAUCACUAUGUUCAGAUGUCUUCCUUCUCAAGAUUCCCGAUGGGGUACUCAAGUGAUGUCUAGGACCUGGCGACUGGUACCACAGGAGCUGCAGUGGGCCUUGUCUGGACUUUUCCAGAUGCGAGGUCUCCCUGGGCUACCCUGUGCAUUCUGACAUGACACUGAAGUUGGUGUUAGUGUCUCGUGAUCAUUUCACUUAGCCCAGGGUGGUGCUGGCCCGUGCCUGUGGUCUCCCUAAUCCAGACGGAUAAUAUAAUUUUCAGAGGAAAAGAACCUUGACUCUCAAAUCACUAUUAAAAUGUUUGAAAGUAG
Molecule: messenger RNA, 6806 nt
Organism: Balaenoptera acutorostrata (minke whale)
Lineage: Eukaryota; Metazoa; Chordata; Mammalia; Artiodactyla; Balaenopteridae
Gene: HCLS1
Product: hematopoietic cell-specific Lyn substrate 1
Exons: 14
Coding region: 1387-2838 (483 amino acids)
Biological process (GO): regulation of actin filament polymerization
Cellular component (GO): actin filament; cortical actin cytoskeleton; plasma membrane
Molecular function (GO): actin filament binding
Source: RefSeq, a predicted model, not a curated record